Molecule: messenger RNA, 2793 nt
Organism: Colossoma macropomum (tambaqui)
Lineage: Eukaryota; Metazoa; Chordata; Actinopteri; Characiformes; Serrasalmidae
Product: NLR family CARD domain-containing protein 3-like
Exons: 10
Molecular function (GO): protein binding
Source: RefSeq, a predicted model, not a curated record
GAAAGCUCAGGUGAGGCUGAAAUUGUUUCUCCAGUGUUCAACACCACUUGGUGGUUUGAGAGGAACAAUAUUGUUUUUGGAAACCAUGAUGAUAUUAUGAGAUGAGAUAUAAUACACACAAAAGGACGGCACAUUCAGUUAAAGAGCCUUUUUCUAGGAUCUUGUUUGUGGAGUCUGACAGGUUUUGUUAAACCAGAAAAGCAGGAUGAGCCUCUCUGAGGAAUAUGAGGAAGACAGUUCCACCUCCAAGAAACACUCAGAUCAAAUCAACAUAAAGACAUCAGACUUUCCAGCACCCAGCUGUGUGUCCAUGAAGAGUGAUGAGUCAAUGAAUCAUCCCCCAGGGCACAAAGAUGGAGACCCCUCAUCUGGACACAGUGUAAUCCAGAUAAAGAGAUCAGACUCCAGCUGUAUGUCUAUGAAGAGUGAUGCUUCUAUGGGUCGUCCACCAAUUUUCAGAGAUGAACACCCCUCAUCUGGACACAGCACAUAUUAUUUGUGUGUCUACAGUGACCUACAGGGAGCGAGAGACAGAACAGAAGAGAUCAUGACAGACAAAGAUCAAAUCAACAUAAAGACAUCAGACUUUCCAGCACCCAGCUGUGUGUCCAUGAAGAGUGAUGAGUCAAUGAAUCAUCCCCCAGGGCACAAAGAUGGAGACCCCUCAUCUGGACACAGUGUAAUCCAGAUAAAGAGAUCAGACUCCAGCUGUAUGUCUAUGAAGAGUGAUGCUUCUAUGGGUCGUCCACCAAUUUUCAGAGAUGAACACCCCUCAUCUGGACACAGUGACCUACAGGGAGCGAGAGACAGAACAGAAGAGAUCAUGACAGACAAAGAACAUGGCCAUGCUUCUGAUGCAGUGAAAGUCCAAGAAAACUUCAAAAUAAAUUUGAAACAGAAGUUUCAGUGUCUGAAUGAGGUGAUAAACCAGGAAACCCCAACACUUCUCAGUGAGAUCUACACAGAGCUCUACAUCACAGAGGGAGACAGUGGAGAGGUCAAUAAUGAACAUGAGGUCAGACAGAUCGAGGCAGCACUCAGGAGAACAGCAACAGAGGACACACCAAUCAACUGCAGUGACAUCUUUAAAUCCUUAUCUGAACAAGACAAACCCAUCAGAACUGUGCUGACAAAGGGAGUCGCUGGCAUUGGAAAAACAGUCUCUGUGCAGAAGUUCAUUCUGGACUGGACUGAAGGGAAAGCAAAUCAGGAUGUCCACUUCAUAUUUCCACUUCCUUUCAGAGAACUGAAUUUGAUGAAGGACCAAAAACUCAGUUUGGUGGAUCUUCUUCAUACACGGUUUAAGGAGAUUAAAGAAAUGGAAAUAUCCACAUCUCCCAAAGUUCUGUUCAUAUUUGAUGGUUUGGAUGAGUGUCAUUUAACUCUAGAUUUUCAGAGCACUGUGAGAUUGGAUGAUGUCACUCAGUCAUCCUCAGUGAAUGUGCUGCUAACCAAUCUGAUCAAGGGGAAUCUGCUUCCCUCUGCUCUCAUCUGGAUCACCUCCCGACCUGCAGCAGCUGAUCAGAUCCCCUCUGAGUGUGUGGAUCGACUGACAGAAGUACGAGGGUUCAGUGACCCACAGAAGGAGGAAUACUUCAGGAAGAGAAUCAGUGAUCAGAGCCUGACCAAUAGAAUCAUCAAACACCUGAAGAUGUCAAGAAGCCUCUACAUUAUGUGCCACAUUCCUGUGUUUUGCUGGAUUUCAGCCACUGUUCUAGAGAGAAUGUUGGGUGAAGCAGAGAGUAGAGAGACCCCCAAAACUCUGACUCAAAUGUACACACACUUCCUCAUCAUUCAGACAAAGGUCAUAAGAGAAAAGUACACAAAGAACCAGAAGACAGAUGAAGAAAUACUUCUCAAACUGGGACGACUGGCUUUUCAGCAGCUGAUGAAAGGAAAACUGAUCUUCUAUGAGGAAGAUCUGAGAGAGUGUGGCAUCGAUGUUGAAGAAGCAUCAGUGUACUCAGGUGUGUGUACACAGAUCUUCAGAGAGGAAUCUGGGCUGCACCAGAGUAAAGUGUACUGCUUUGUUCAUCUGAGCAUUCAGGAACAUCUUGCAGCUCUAUAUGUGCAUCUGACCUUCAUGAGGCAGAAGAGAAAUGUGCUUAAACAGAGUCAGUACAGUAAACUGGGGACCUUCAGGAGAAAAGAAAUUACAAUCUCAGAUGUACACAAGAGUGCUGUGGAUCAGGCCUUACAGAGUAAGAAUGGACAUCUGGAUCUUUUCCUUCGCUUUCUUCUGGGUCUCUCAUUGGAGUCCAAUCAGAAUCUCAUACAAGACUUAGUGACACAGACAGGAAGUAGCUCCCACAGCAAAGAGCAAACAGUUAAAUACAUAAAGAAGAUGAUCAGAGAGAAUCGCUCUGCAGAGAAAUCCAUCAAUCUGUUCCACUGUCUAAGUGAACUGGAUGACCAUUGUCUAGUUGAAGAAGUUCAGCAGUACCUGCAGUCUGACAGACUAAACCAAAGAACACUCUCUUCUUCACAGUGGUCAGCUGUGGUCUUUGUACUGCUGACAUCAGGAGAAAAUCUGGAUGAAUUUGUCUUACGGAAAUAUAGCAUAUCAGAUGGUGUUCUUCUGAAGCUGCUGCCUGUAGUUGCAGAAUCCAAAACAACUGAUCUUUCAUUUUGCAAUCUGACAAAGAAAAGCUGUGCAGCUCUGGCCUCAGUGCUCAGCUCAGAAUCCUCCAGUCUGAGAGAGCUGAAUCUGACUCAGAAUAAAGUGGGAGAUUCAGGAGUGAAGCUGCUCUCUGCUGGACUGGAGAAUCCUCUAUGUAAACUGGAGACACUGAG